Messenger RNA from Recurvomyces mirabilis, 1476 nucleotides. RefSeq lists its product as uncharacterized. Gene Ontology annotation, molecular function: acetylglucosaminyltransferase activity. The transcript has 2 exons. Lineage: Eukaryota; Fungi; Ascomycota; Dothideomycetes; Mycosphaerellales; Teratosphaeriaceae. The record is from RefSeq and is a predicted model, not a curated record. Bases 1 to 1476 code for a protein of 491 amino acids.
AUGCCGCGGCGCCUGGCACCUAUCUGGCAGGUUUUGGUUCUCGUUGGAGCGAUAAUACUAAUUGGUUACUUUGUCUUCCCCACGACUUCUGAGUUCCCCGAGAGUGGCUCGCAGUGGCGCGCCCUGGAUCAUAGUACGGUCAGCCUCCCGGCGCCUGUGGACGAUGUGUUGGCCGAUGAGGAUAUUUUGAAGGCAUUGAAGCUUUCUUCUGGAUUCGAUUUUCGGAGACGAUGCUUCAAUGGUAUCACGCGGACCUCGCUGGCGAGUGUACCACAAUCACUUUUCGAGGUGCCUCCUAGUCGAGGGUUGAGUACGGACGACUCGUUGCCGCCAUGUCAGGAUAUGGUGCAUCUGGAUGUACCGGACUGGAGUCCCAAGACUAUCGUGGACACCAGCGCUCUUUUCUUCGGCAUGGCCACAACAUUGGCUCGAAUAGAUGCCAGUCUGCCAGCAAUCUCUCGGUGGCUUUCGCAUAGUGGCUCGCCGCUGGUAGUGUUGCUGGUCGACCAAGCGGAUCUGGAUUACGAGCGCGAUACGAUCAUCAGGGUACGCGGCGAGGCUGCAGAUUCUGGGAUUGAGAUGAUCUUCGAGCCUUACAAAGGCGAGUCGAAGAACACGGAAGGGCUGAAGAACUUUGCUUUGGCCGAAGUCCUCGAAGCACACCGUCGGCCCGAGACACAGUGGUUUGGCAUCAUUGACGAUGACACAUUCUUCAUCGCCCUACCGCAGAUGGUGAAAGCAUUGAAACCAUAUGACCCGGCCAAGGAGUGGUACAUUGGCGCGCUCACGGAAGGACUCUUCCGCAUCGCCCAAGAAGGCUUCAAGGCAUGGGGUGGCGCAGGCUUCUUCGUCAGUGCACCACUCAUGGAGAAACUCGCACGCAACUCGAACAGAUGUUACAAGCUGGAUCAAGGUUUUGGUGAUCUCUUGUGGCGUGACUGCAUACUGGAGGUCACAUCUCCGACCGUCAAGCUUACACAACUCGAUGGUCUCAACCAGAUCGACGUCUGGGGUGAUAUAUCUGGCUGGUAUGAGUCUGGCUGGGCUCCACUUCUUAGUGUUCACCACUGGAAAAGCUGGCACUUCCAUCCUAUCCCACUCGCCCACUCAGUCGCGGACGUAGCCGGGCCCGACACCUUCCUCCAACGCUACCAAUUCGACGACAGCAUCGUCAUGACUAACGGCUUCAGCAUCUCUGCCUACCCACACGGUCUGCCAGAUCUGAACCGCACGGAGCUCACAUUCUGGGAGGAAGUGAACAGGAAAGGCGACAAGCCUAACAGGCUGAUGUUCCAUCAUAGCCUUGGUGCUACGCGAGGAGCGCUGCAGCUUGGUAAAGAUAAGAUUCAGUGGUUGUUCGAGUAUGCGACUUAUGGUGCCGAUGGGAGCGUGAGGCAGUUCUACAUCAAUAAGGCUGUGAGGACGGGGACUGGGACGAGGGAUAGUGUCAUUGAGAUUGACUGGAGGCAGGGGUGA